GGGCACCGAUCAUAAUUAAAUUAUAAAACUAUAAAAUCCUAACGCAGAACCUCGCAACCUCUCUUCGUUCGCCUCUCAUGGCAGUUUGCUCUGCCUCCGCCACCGCCACCGCCAUCGGUUGCUAGUCGUCGUAAUCGGUGUCGGCGUCCGAUUUGCCGAAAGCAUCAACGCGAUACGUCGACCUAGGUUUUCUAGUUUUCUAGGGGGAGGGAGAGAUAAUAAGGAACGAUUUUUGUUUGUGAAUUAUUAUAUAUAUAUAUAUAUAUAUAUAUAUAUAUAUAUAUAUAUAUAUAUAUAUAUAUAAUACGAUGGCGAAGAAGAGGAAAUCGUUGGCAACGAGCCUAGACGAGGUCGAUCGGACUAUGUAUUCGACGUUUUGCAACGCCGCCAACUCUCUCUCUCAGCUUUACUCGCAAGCUAUGAGCCAACAAAAGCUCUCAUUUCUAUCCGGUGAACGCCAUGGAUUGGAAAAGUUAUAUCAAUGGAUUUCCAAGCAAUAUGCAGAAGGAUUGAGAGUGACCACUGAAGACAUACUAGCUUAUAUCCAGGCUGAGUUAGAAUCUUCAGUGGAGGAGCCACCAAUAGCUCCAAGAACAUUGCAGCAGCCACAAGUGACAAAUCCGUUCAUAAAUUCAGGGCCAUCCAAUGUGCCAGGUGGCGUACAAGGUUUCCGAGCCUUCAAAGCUAUCAUCAUAUAUCAUCAUCAUCAUCAUCACCAUCAUCAUCUCAUGAACAUCAGAAUUUUGAUUCUUCAAUGGAUGCAGAUAAUACCACAGGUUGGAGGGAGUCACAUCAGAUUUUUUGAUGCCAUGUCAAAUUUUUUAAAGCCACGUAGGACGAAGAAAAUGGUAGCAUCUAAGUUGCAAAAUGUAGGGAGUGAUAGUGUUAGUUGA
This is a messenger RNA of Lactuca virosa, 893 nucleotides long. Lineage: Eukaryota; Viridiplantae; Streptophyta; Magnoliopsida; Asterales; Asteraceae. The record is from the annotation of a GenBank genome assembly.